Molecule: messenger RNA, 324 nt
Organism: Protopolystoma xenopodis
Lineage: Eukaryota; Metazoa; Platyhelminthes; Monogenea; Polystomatidea; Polystomatidae
Source: the annotation of a GenBank genome assembly
AUGUCAUUUGGCUUCCUAUGUCAAUUCUUUGCAGGCUGGCUCAUUUUACUCGGCGUAUUCGUCAAUGGACCCUACGCCCUGAUCACAACGGCCGUUUCUGCAGAUCUGGGCACUCACCCCACCCUCAGAAGCAGCGCGAAAGCCGUGGCAACAGUGACCGCGAUCAUAGACGGGACCGGCUCCAUGGGUAUCGUCGAGUUUUUUCCUCGAACCACCUUUUCCACAUUUUCAACUGCCUCACACCGACCGACCGACUUGUACGCAUCUCAAGCUCGGUCUACUCGAUGCCCUUCGGGCAUAGGCAUAGCGAGAGACAACAAAUAG